Molecule: messenger RNA, 2156 nt
Organism: Alosa alosa (allis shad)
Lineage: Eukaryota; Metazoa; Chordata; Actinopteri; Clupeiformes; Clupeidae
Gene: casq1a
Product: calsequestrin 1a
Exons: 12
Coding region: 175-1461 (428 amino acids)
Biological process (GO): regulation of skeletal muscle contraction by regulation of release of sequestered calcium ion
Cellular component (GO): sarcoplasmic reticulum lumen
Molecular function (GO): calcium ion binding
Source: RefSeq, a predicted model, not a curated record
AAGUUCCCUCUGCCCCCUUACAACUUCUCUGUGUCUGUGUCUGGGGGUUUUCACACGGGGGGCUCAGGACUUGGUCUUGCUCUGCUCUGGGUAGCGGGGAUCCUUUCUUUCUUUCUUUCCUUCUCCAUUGUAUUUAGUGGAGCAACACUCGCGCACCCCACCAAGACAUUCAGAAUGAAGUGGGGUUGGGUGCUGUUGGGCCUGCUUAUGGCCUUCGGGCAGCUAGCUUGGGGCCAGAAGGGUUUGGACAUACCUGAGUUCGACGGACGGGACCGCGUCAUCGACCUCAACAUAAAGAACUUUAAGGCUGUGAUGAAGAAGUAUGACGUGUUCGUCAUUUACUACCACGAGCACGUUGGGAGCAGCCGUGUCGCCCAAAAGCAGUUUGAGGUCGAGGAGCUGGCCCUUGAGCUUGCAGCCCAGGUCCUGGAUGACCUAGAUGACGAAGAUAUAGGAUUCGGUGUGCUUGAUGAGAAGAAGGACAGUGCUGUUGCCAAGAAACUAGGUUUGGAUGAGGAAGACUGUGUCUAUAUCUUCGCUGAUGAUGAGGUCAUUGAGUAUGAUGGAGAGCUUGCUGCUGACACACUGGUGGAGUUCAUCUAUGAUUUGCUUGAUGACCCCGUGGAAAUCCUUGACAACAGGCACGAGCUGAAAGGUUUCUUCAACAUUGAUGAGGACAUCAAACUGGUGGGCUUCUUCAAGAAUGAGAAAUCUGACCAUUUUGAUGCCUAUGAGGAUGCAGCUGAGGAAUUCCACCCUCAUAUCAAGUUCUUCGCCACCUUUGACUCCAAGGUUGCUAAGGCCCUCGACCUCAAGCUGAAUGAAGUUGACUUCUACGAACCCUUCAUGGAUGAAUCCGUCACCAUCCCUGGAAAACCGUACUCAGAGGAUGAGCUUGUUGACUUCAUUGAGGACCAUGACAGACCAACCCUGAGGAAACUGCAACCUCACAACAUGUAUGAGAUCUGGGAGGAUGACAUGGAUGGCGAGCACAUCAUUGCAUUCGCCGAGGAGAGUGAUCCAGAUGGCUUUGAGUUCCUGGAGAUCUUGAAGGAUGUUGCUCAGGAUAACACAGACAACCCUGAUCUCAGCAUCAUCUGGAUCGACCCCGAUGACUUCCCACUGCUUGUCCCUUAUUGGGAGAAGAUUUUCGACAUUGACCUUUCUGAUCCCCAGAUUGGUGUAGUGGAUGUUGAUGACGCGGAGAGCGUGUGGUUUGAUAUGGACGAUGAGGAUGACAUGCCUACUGCCGAUGAACUGGAGGACUGGAUUGAAGAUGUGUUGGAGGGAGAAAUAGAUCCUGAUGAUGAUGAUGAUGAUGACGAUGACGACGAUGACGACGAUGACGACGAUGAUGAUGACGACGACGACGAUGAUGAUGACGAUGAUGACGAUGAUGAUGACGAUGAUGAUGAUGAUGACGAUGAUGAUGAUGAUGAUGAUGAUGACGACGAUUAUUAAAAAUGUUGCCAUCAUAUUCAACAUCACCAACCCAAUCAAAAGUUACUGAAUUCAUAUUGCUGUAUCAGUUACAAUUAACAUAUUCAGAAUCUCCUCAUCAUUUGUUGUCAUGUUGUCAGUUGAUGUAUUCAUGUGGUAUAAUUCAAUGUCCUCCCUCGUCACUAUUUUCACAAAGCAAACAGGCAAUAUCAUCCAGUAUCCAUAUUAGGAAUAAUUCAAAGUCUUUACUUCGCAAUACCUUGCCAAGUCCCCACUAAAUUUCUGCGUAACAUUAUUUUCCAUCCUUCUAAACACAAACACAUCAUUAAAUAUCAAAUAUUGCAAGAGGGAGGAGUAGCUCAGUGUUUCUUUGUCCUCUGAAAAAAUGUGUAUUAAUCUGAAUGUAUAUUUGUUUAAUUUCCUGGAUGGAUGUUUGCCCUGCCCCUCUCUGAUAGAACCUGAGAAUGCUGGUACGGACUUCCUCCAAGUCACAGACCUAGCAACUUCCUCUCUUAAAUCAUUGUGACUUUGCUUUUGAAGACAGAAAAAAAGAGAUGGCACAACCUGCUUUACUUUUUUUGAGCUAAGGUGCUGUAAAUCAUCUGAACGUUUUCUACUGAUGAAAAAAAUAAACAACAACAGUAUUCUAUUUUUUGUAAACAAAGAGAACUUACUGUGAAGUCUUAAAAUAAAUAAUAAUGUGGGAAGAGAUGAAA